AUGACUUUCGCACCUAUUUUUAACAAACGAAAGAGACCAAGACAGGCUUUGCAGUCAAUGGAACAUAAUUUGGGUAUUGGAGCUGGUGAAAAAGAAAUGAGGCCAUGGGCAUCAAGUGGCCAGGCAUAUAUGCAGAACAAUAAGAGCCAAAUGGCACCUCAAAAACAAUAUAAAUGGCCAAAUACUGACUAUUUUGGGGAAUUGGAAAAAAAUCAAGUUGUCCAUACAUCCAGAAGGAGUUUUAUACAACAGGAUCAAAGAAAGAAAAGCUAUGCCCCAGAUUCCAAAUCAGGAUUGAUGCCUUAUCCCAGAAAAACAAGUUCAACAAUGAAUGACUUAAAGAAAAAUCCACCAACACAGGAUAGAAGACUUGUUCCAAGUUCAUAUGGCAGUAAGCAACAUGUGACAAAACAUGAUGGUGGUGGUGGUGGGCACCCUGUUCACCCAAGUCCACUAAAAGGACAGCAGCCAUAUGGUAUGCCUCAUAUGCCAUCUGGGUAUGGAAGGCCACAAAUUCAACCCAGUCCACAGAAAAGGCCACACUCAUAUGGUUUGCCAUGUAUGCCACCUGCAAACAGAAGACAACAAUUUCAACAAUUUGCUCAACAGACACCAUAUGGAAACCAAGCUGCAGUAGAAAAUGAAGCAGUUGAUACUAAAUUGUACAAGCCUGUUCAACCUGACACAAGUUUAAAGAUCCUAACUGCCACCAUAGAAGGCAUGAAGCAUUGGUCACAAUAUAAAAAGGACAUUCCUCUUAUCUUUGAAAUAUAUGCUCACCUGGACUCUGCCAUAUCUUCUACCCCAGACAACCUUGGGAAAACAUUUGAAAUGAAAGACUGCAAGCAGAGAAUUUUAUGCACAUUUUAUGAAAUAGACCGCCCCCUCCCUAGGUUGAUCAGGGGACAAUUGCUAAGGUGUGUAGGAAGCCUCAAUAAUGAUGGAACUACAUUUAAAUGUGUGUCAGUGCGUCCAGCCCUAGAUUUGGAAAAGAAAGUCAUUCAACAAAAUAUUGCUGCUGCUGACAGAAGCAUGCGGAAAAUAGUUGCUCAGAUCAAGAAAAGUCAGUUGUAG
Lingula anatina is the source of this 1074-nucleotide messenger RNA. RefSeq lists its product as uncharacterized. The record is from RefSeq and is a predicted model, not a curated record. NCBI's taxonomy places the organism in Eukaryota, Metazoa, Brachiopoda, Lingulata, Lingulida, Lingulidae. Gene Ontology annotation, biological process: meiotic DNA repair synthesis; regulation of meiotic cell cycle; gamete generation.